GCGGGGCGAGACCGCGGUGAGUGUCGGCCUGAGGUCCGGCGGCGGCGGCGGUGAGGAGAGGAGGCGAAGAGGAGGAGAGGCCAACUGAGAUCAGGCACCAUGGGUGAGCCUCAGCAGGUGAGUGCUUUGCCCCUCCCUCCAGCCCAGUACUACAAGGAGUACACGGAUGAGAACGUGCGCAAGGGCUUUGCCCCCAAGCCACCGCCACCCAUCCGGGACAACUACACAAUGUUCGGCAACCAGUUCCUGUGUGACGAUCUGAUCAUCCGGCCGCUGGAGGGGCAGGGCAUCGAGAGGCUGCACCCUACGCAGUUUGACCACAAGAAGGAGCUGAAGAAACUCAACAUGUCCAUCCUGGUGAACUUCCUGGACCUGCUGGACAUCUUGAUCAAGAGUCCAGGCAGCAUCAAGCGGGAGGAGAAGCUGGAGGACCUCAAGCUGCUCUUUGUUCACAUGCACCACCUGAUCAACGAGUACCGUCCGCACCAGGCCCGCGAGACGCUGAGGGUCAUGAUGGAGGUUCAGAAACGGCAGCGGCUGGAGACCGCCGAGCGCUUCCAGAAGCACCUGGACCGGGUGCUGGAGCUGAUCCAGGGGAGCCUGUCCUCGCUGCCUGAUGACCUGUCCACGACCCCCCACCUGCGGCCCAAGUCCGAGCCCAUGGACAUGGAGGAGGGAGGCACAUGUGCCCAGCCGGGAGCGGAGGCCGAAGCUUUGGUGAAGGAGGAGGAGAUCAGCGACAUGGACCUGGCCAUGUGCUCCAUCAUCGAUGACAUGACGUAGAGCGGCCGUGAGCCAGUGAGCCGCGCCCGCUCUGUGUGCCAGGCUGCUGCAGAGGCCGAACACACGGGUAGGGUUUGUGAUGGUAGUUAGUGCUGUAGGAGAGCCUGCCCUGAGGUGUGGUGGGGCGUGAGGGCUCGGACAGUCCGUGCAGAGGGGGGACGGCCAGGCUGGAGACUGUACACCGCGGAUUCUCACAGCAGACGUGCCCUGCGGAGGCCGGGCAGCCUCGGCCACCCUUGGAACAUCCCCAAAGGAUCAGCAUGCUGGAGUAACAGCGUGGCAGGCAGCAUCCCUUGAGAACAGGGAAAGGUGACCAUUCAGGUCGGAACCCUUCGUCAGCCUUGACUUGAAACGUCACCUAUCCAUGUUCUCCAUGUUGUCUGACCCACUGUGUUACUCCAGCACUUUGAGUACUUUUCAUAAGUUAUAGGAGCAGAAUUAGGCCAUUUGGUCCAUCAAUUCUACUACACCAUUCAAUCAUGGCUGAUCUAUCUAACCCCAUUCUCUAGCCUUCUUCCCAUAACCCCUGAUACCUGUCACGACAGCACGUGUGGCACCUGCGGCACGGUGGUGCAGUGGUAGAUUUGCUGUCUUCUAACGAACUUUUACAUUGCCAGAGAUCCAGGUUACACUACGGGUGCUGUCUGUACGGAGUUUGGACGUACUCCCCAUGACCUGCCUGGGUUUUCUCUGAGAUCUUUGGUUUCCUCCUACACUCCAAAGCCGUAUAGGUUUGUGGGUUAAUUGGCUUGGUAUAAAUGUAAAUUGUCCCUAGUGUGUAUCAUAGUGGUAAGGUGCAGGGAUUGCUGGGCAGUGCAGACUUUGUGAGCUGAAGGCCCUGUUUAGACGCUGUAUCUCUAAACUAAACUAAUGAAGAAUCUGUCAAUCUCUGCCUACCUUCCUUGUUUCCAUGUUGGGACGUCCCACGAGGUUCACCAGUGAAGUGUUGAGAAUCCCAGAUGGUACAUUCCCCUGCAGUGUUCGAGCCCAUCAUUUCACAAACCCACCAUUGUUGGAUCUCGGUGAACCUACGUCCAAAACCAUUCUCCUACGCUGAGUGGCGCCUACUGUCUCUCAUGAGGUGAUUGGGCUGAGUAUUGGUCGGAGGUUCGGCCGGGCGUAGGGGUUGGGAUUGUGACCACGUGAUGCCAUUGCCCCCCCCCCCCCCCUUGUCUUGCACCUACCCCAGCCAAUGGCAGUACCUCGAGGGAAAGUGUUGCUCAGAUUGUGGGCCACUGUUCUACCCUGUCCUCGGUUACCCGGCUCUUUGAAGCCAGACGCAGCUACACAGUAACUCUCCAGGUACUGUCACAGCCAGUGGAGACCUGGAUCAGCUCCUAUGGGGAAGUAUGUGUGACCCCAGGGGGGAGUAUGCUUGACCCGGGGGCAGCAAGUGUGGCCAGUGCACAUCCCUCUAUGUACAUGGAACUGUGGGCAUCUCUAACUAUGUAGGGGACUGGAUCUGUGCGUUUCACUUCUGGGGUAAUUGCACACCCUUGCCUCGCUGUACUGAAUGUUAGUCUCAUGUAUGUCUUCAAUUAAAAUCUCUUUUCAUAGACGCGUA
This is a messenger RNA of Amblyraja radiata (thorny skate), 2347 nucleotides long. RefSeq names its product mediator complex subunit 7 (gene med7). The transcript is spliced from 2 exons. NCBI's taxonomy places the organism in Eukaryota, Metazoa, Chordata, Chondrichthyes, Rajiformes, Rajidae. The record is from RefSeq and is a predicted model, not a curated record. Gene Ontology annotation, molecular function: transcription coregulator activity. Gene Ontology annotation, biological process: regulation of transcription by RNA polymerase II. Bases 100 to 783 code for a protein of 227 amino acids. Gene Ontology annotation, cellular component: mediator complex.